Seriola dumerili (greater amberjack) is the source of this 1955-nucleotide messenger RNA. It is a transcript of the gene slc5a5, whose product is annotated as solute carrier family 5 member 5. The coding region runs from base 11 to 1945 and encodes 644 amino acids. The record is from RefSeq and is a predicted model, not a curated record. NCBI's taxonomy places the organism in Eukaryota, Metazoa, Chordata, Actinopteri, Carangiformes, Carangidae. The transcript is spliced from 16 exons. Gene Ontology annotation, biological process: iodide transmembrane transport; sodium ion transport. Gene Ontology annotation, molecular function: symporter activity. Gene Ontology annotation, cellular component: membrane.
AAGUAAAAUAAUGGAAGAGCAGACUGCCAGUGAACCAUCCAGAUCGGGAUUUGUCCUGGCUGACUACGCUGUCUUUGCCACCAUGUUGUUAGUCUCUAUGGCCAUAGGACUCUUCCAGGCCCUACACAAGAGGCCAAGAGACGCCAGUGUUGAUGACUUCUUCACCGGUGGUCGGAGCAUGCCGGCAGUGCCUGUUGGGCUGUCGCUCUGUGCCAGUUUUAUGUCAGCAGUCCAGGUUCUGGGUGUUCCCGCUGAGGCUUCCCGCUAUGGCUUUAAAUUCCUCUACAUGUGCCUUGGACAAAGCAUCAACUCCCUGCUGACAGCUUACCUCUUCCUGCCAGUUUUCUUUCGACUGGGCAUCACCAGCACCAAUCAGUAUCUGAAGAUGAGAUUUGGCAGAGGGAUGCAGCUGGUGGGGAGUAUCCAGUUUCUUGUGGCGACGCUGCUUUACACAGGGAUUGUCAUCUAUGCACCAGCCUUGAUCCUCAACCAAGCUACUGGACUCAAUAUGUGGGUGUCUUUGUUUUCUACUGGGAUCAUUUGCACCCUGUACACCACACUGGGUGGCAUGAAAGCUGUGAUCUGGACCGAUGUAUUCCAGAUCAUUGUCAUGUUGUCCGGUUUUGUGGCCAUUUUAAUCCAAGGCACAGUUCUGGUCGGUGGUCCUGCACUGGUGCUGGAGAUCGCCAAGAAUGGAUCGCGCAUUAAUUUUAAUGAUUUUGAUGUUGACCCACGGCGGCGCUAUACCUUCUGGAGCCUCUCUGUCGGGGGUGCAUUUGUUUGGCUGUCCAUGUAUAGUGUAAACCAAGCUCAAGUGCAGCGGUACAUCUCCUGCAGAACAGAGAGAGAUGCCCAGUGGGCUCUGUUUGUGAACCAAGUGGGUCUGUGCUUUAUUGUGAGCAGUGCAGCAACCUGCGGCAUCGUCAUGUUUGCAUACUACAUCAACUGCGAUCCACUGAAGUCUGGAAUAAUAUCUGCUCCUGAUCUGUAUAUGCCAUACUUUGUGCUGGACAUAUUCAGAGGUCACGCAGGCUUUCCAGGUCUUUUCCUUGCCUGUGCAUACAGCGGGACUCUGAGCACAGCCUCCACAAGUAUCAACGCCAUGGCUGCAGUAACCAUGGAGGAUCUGCUGCGACCUCAUCUAGUUCACAUGACCCAGAAGAAACUGAUCCUUCUUUCCAAAGGACUGUCUUUCCUGUAUGGAGUUGGUUGUAUCACCGUAGCUGCUCUCUCCUCUUUCCUGGACUGGGGAGUUCUGCAGGGGUCAUUCACUGUUAUGGGUGUAGUCAGUGGUCCAUUACUGGGUGUAUUCAUUUUGGGGAUGUUUGUUCCAGCAGCAAACAAGCUGGGGGCAUACUCUGGAAUAGUAGUGGGCUUUUGUGUCUCUCUGUGGCUUGCUGUCGGUUCGACCCUUUACCCGCCCAGUGAGGAGACGAUGGGUGUCUUGCCCAGCUACACGGACGAGUGUCAACAUGGCAACGUCACCCUGAACAGCAGCCCUAACAAGGACCAGCACUCCAUCUCCACCCCACUUCGCCCCAAUAAUGAGGGGGGCCUGCAGAACUUCUACUCCAUGUCCUACCUCUACUUUGGUGCCAUGGCAACUAGUUCAGUUGUAUUAGUUGGGCUGAUAGUGAGUUAUGCAACAGGGCCAACAAAGAGGAGUCAUAUUAAAGAGGGUUUAUUGUGGUGGGACCUGAACAAAAAGCAAGUGGAGGUCCCAUCAGUGCGCAGAACUGGAACAAUGUCCAGGAUGUUUCCCUGUCUUCUGCACAAUUCAUGCUCGGAUACACUGCAGCCACCUGGGAACCUGAAUAGGAAUAACAGGGAAGACAAGACGACAGUUAAACCACAGCUUGUGCCUUUGAGGAACCUGCCCAGAGAUGACGCAAAUGAAAAACAGCUGACAGAUGAGGAGGAUAUGAAAGCACCACUCCGAGUGUAGAUGCUGGACA